Messenger RNA from Topomyia yanbarensis, 1904 nucleotides. Its product is annotated as zinc finger protein 728. Gene Ontology annotation, molecular function: DNA-binding transcription factor activity; RNA polymerase II cis-regulatory region sequence-specific DNA binding. NCBI's taxonomy places the organism in Eukaryota, Metazoa, Arthropoda, Insecta, Diptera, Culicidae. The coding region runs from base 267 to 1670 and encodes 467 amino acids. The transcript has 3 exons. The record is from RefSeq and is a predicted model, not a curated record. Gene Ontology annotation, biological process: regulation of transcription by RNA polymerase II. Gene Ontology annotation, cellular component: nucleus.
GCAAUGUCCUAUGCAGUUCGAUUUUGUUGGAACAAUGCAAUAAUUCGUUUACACGAAGAAUUUUGUGGCCAACAAACGACUCAUCGGCUUAAGUGGAGGGCGAUUGUGUAAAAAAAUACAAGAUCUCAGUUGAGCAGCUGUGAAUCGCGAGAUUCUAAUGUCCAUACAGACACAGGCGAUUGAUGGUCAUAAUAUCAACACAAGCAUGUCAAAUAUAAUCAACACUGCUAGCUUUGGAAGGUGAAUAUUGAUUUGGCCGGGUUGGUAUGGACGGUAAACAUUCAGCUUUGCCGGAGUCACAGGAGGAGCUCGAGGAUCAUACAGAUGAUAAACCUUUCAAGCAGGUCAAGAAACCCUACAGUGGAAAGCGGCCCUUCCGCUGUGAAGUUUGUGGCAAAGAAUUUCGCUCGAAGUAUAAUCUGCAGCGACACGGUAAUACUCAUACAGCCGGGCGCACGUACCAUUGUGAAAUAUGUGGCAAACUACAAAUCCGGCAUAAUCUCAUUGACGGUAACGAGCAGCCGCAUAAGUGCGAGGUUUGUGGUGAAAAGUUCCCCCAGAAACAUCAGCUACAAUGUCACGUUACCACUCACAAUAUCGAACGAUCGCAUAAGUGUCAAAUAUGUGGAAAACAAUUUUCCCAAAAGCGCAACGUGCAGCGACAUGCUACCAUCCAUACUGACAUGCGGCCGUAUAAAUGUGUAAUUUGUGACAAAGCAUUCAGACUGCAAAGUAAUUUGAAGGCACACGAAUUGAUUCACAGUAGCGAACGGUCGUAUAAAUGUGGAAUAUGUGGCAAAGAAUUUCAUCUGAAGCAUAGCCUGCAGCAACACGUUAUCAUACACACUGGAGAACGGCGGUAUAAAUGUGAAAUAUGUGAUUUAGCGUUCAUGCAGAGUAGUGCCUUGUCCGCACACAAAUUAAUUCACAGUAGAAAACGAAUUCAUCGAUGCGUGAUAUGCAGCAAAGAAUUCAUUAAGAAGCAUGCCCUGCAGGAACACAUUACCAUGCACACUAGCGAACGGCGCUAUCAUUGUGAUAUAUGUGGUAAAGAAUUUAACCAAAGUAGUGGUUUGACUACGCACAAGCUCACUCACAACAGUGAACGGUUGCACAAAUGUGAAGUUUGUGGCAAAGAAUUCCUUCGGAACUGUUACCUACAACGGCACAUAGCGACUCACACUGGUGGACGGCCGUACAAGUGUGAUAUUUGUGGCAAAGAAUUCACCCAGCCAAGCAGUUUGAAAACACACAAACUCGUUCACGGUAGUGAACGGCCACAUAAGUGCGACGUUUGUGGUGAAGGAUUCUUCCGCAAAUAUCUCUUGAAGCAACACGUUUCCUCUCAUACUUUGGGUCGGCCAUAUAAAUGUGAAAUAUGCGACAAAGCGUUCACCAUACAGGACAACUUGACCGCACACAAAUUAAUUCACGGUAGCGAAAGAGUGUAUGAAUGUAAGCUAUGUGACAAAGUAUUCCUUCAAAAGCGAUACCUGCAACGUCACAGUAAGACCCACACUCGCAAACACACUGACGGUAGUGAACAUCCGCACGAGAGUGAGGUGUUUGAUGAGAAUUUCGUUCAAAAGUGUCAUUUGGAGGAACACGACAUUACCCACAUCGAUAAUGUGAAAUAUGAAGUAAAGGAUUCUCCCAGCGGGGUAAGUUAACCUUACACAAACGUAUUCACCGGAUUCCAAUCAUAAUGGUCUAACUGUACUAUGGGAUCUCAUAAAUAUGAGACUGAAUUGCGAUUAUAGGCAGUAUAUCGUUAACAAGUGAAUGCAUAGUGGCAGCCGUCCGUAUAGGGGUGUUAUCUGUGUCACGAAUGAAUUGACCCGAUUAUAAAAGUAUUAAAGAUAAAAAUGUAAUUGUAAAUUUUAUAAUGAAAAUAAAUAGGAGUC